GAGCAGCCUCGGAAGCUGGAGCAUGUCAUCAAGGUGGCACAUGCUUGUCUGCACCCCCAGGAACCUCUGCUGGACACCAAGAGCGAGGCCUACCUGCAGCAAGCACAGGACUUGGCGAUCCUGGAGAGCAUUAUCCUGCAGACUCUGGGGUUUGAGAUUACCAUUGAUCAUCCUCACACCCACGUGGUGAAGUGUACUCAGCUGGUGAGAGCCAGCAAGGAUUUGGCACAAACUUCCUAUUUCAUGGCCACAAACAGCCUGCACCUGACCACCUUCAGCCUGCAGUACACCCCCCCUGUUGUGGCCUGUGUCUGUAUCCACCUGGCCUGUAAGUGGUCCAACUGGGAGAUCCCAGUCUCCACGGACGGGAAGCACUGGUGGGAGUACGUUGAUGGCACUGUAACUCUGGAGCUCUUAGAUGAACUGACCCACGAGUUCCUGCAGAUCCUGGAGAAAACUCCCAGCAGGCUGAAACGGAUCCGGAACUGGCGG
Molecule: messenger RNA, 492 nt
Organism: Acanthisitta chloris (rifleman)
Lineage: Eukaryota; Metazoa; Chordata; Aves; Passeriformes; Acanthisittidae
Product: cyclin-T1-like
Exons: 6
Biological process (GO): positive regulation of DNA-templated transcription, elongation; regulation of transcription by RNA polymerase II
Cellular component (GO): cyclin/CDK positive transcription elongation factor complex; nucleus
Molecular function (GO): cyclin-dependent protein serine/threonine kinase activator activity
Source: RefSeq, a predicted model, not a curated record